GUCCGCGUUCGCGAGUGGCCGCAAAGGCACGGAGGAGGUGGAGCGGCACGGCGGCGGCGUGGAGCACCGCGCGCGGGACAAGCAGGAGCUGCCCAGUGGGGACCCCAAGGAGGGACUUUCUCGGGAGGACCAGUGUCCCCUAGAGGGUAAGUCCUUCCCCAAACCUCAUGGACUCCCUCGCACCCGAGGCACCUGCCCGGGACCUGCCCUCAGGCCCGCCCGGACGAGCUGAGCCCCUGAAGACGAGGACCACCCACACGCCAUCUCCUCAGCUUGGCCCACCAGACCCGGCCCAACCCUGGUGGCUACAGGUCCCCAGUGAUGGCCGCUCUCAGGCGCAGGCGAGCUGUGAGCUGCAUCCAUCCCCUACUUUUAUAAGCAAUUUGUUCCUGAAAUGGACUUGGGAACGCCUUUCACUCGGCCUCCUUACCCAAAGCAGGCGCCUUGGGUCUUGGGUCUUGGGUCUGGGCAUCAGAGAAGCCAAAGCUCGAGUCACAGGAGCUUGUCCACCUUCAGAGUUCCCGUGAGCCUGGACAUGCAGGCGGCAUGGCCCAACUCCCAAGAGAGGGAUCGGUGGUGCUUCCACCUGAGAAGGCCGAGGGCCUCGAGGGCCCAGGACAGCUCUUCAGCGCGGACGAUGGAGAGAGAGCAGCACACCGCGAGGCCCCGCGAGGACUGGGCAGGAAGCGCCUGGACAUCGACGUAGGUCUUUGCCCCAGCCUGGCUCUCCUGCAGGCGCUCCAGUGCGACGUCUCGGUGGAGGAGGACAACCGCCAGGAGUGGACAUUCACGCUCUACGGCUUUGACAACAGCGGAAAGGCCACCAGGGAGGACAUGUCCAGCCUGAUGCACACCAUCUACGAGGUUGUGGACGCCUCGGUCAACCACUCAUCGGGCAGCAGCAAGACGCUCCGUGUGAAGCUGACCGUCAGCCCCGAGCCAUCUGGCAAGAGGAAGGAGGGGCCCCCCGCUGGCCAGGACCGGGAGCCCGCUCGCUGCGGGAUGGAGGGCGAGCUGACCGAGGACUCAAGGGUGGCUGACAAGAGGCUGUCCGCCCACAUCAGGAGGCCCAGCGCCGACCCCCACCCCUGCCCUGUGCGCGGGUCCUACUGCGUGGACGAGAACACGGAGCGGAGAAACCACUACCUGGACCUGGCCGGCAUUGAGAACUACACAUCCAGAUUUGGGCCCGGGUCGCCACCAGCACAGGCCAAGCAGGAGCACCAGGGCAAGGCCAUGUGCCCCCAGAGUAGGUCCCGCUCGCAGGAGUCGGACGCCCACACCAUGCACCACCGCAGGUCCCAGGUGCUGGCUGACCAUACCCUGCUGGCCACGGAGCCCGCUGCCCGGGCCCUGGAUGGGCAACCCCGGCUGAAGGGGCAGGAGAAGCAGCUCCUCAAGUCUCCCAAGGGCUCGGGGAGGCCGCCCGGGGGGCCCAGCGGGGGCAAGUCCGGGAGAUCCUUCAGCUACCACCCACCGGCCGCCCUGCCGCAGGCCCCCCAGGACGGCCACCACCUCCCGCAGCCCCAGCCACAGUCCUACGGCCACAAGCGGUACCGGCAGAAGGGCAGGGACGGCCACUCGCCACUCAAGGCGACGCUGGGCCAGCCCGCGGCAGUGGAGCACGAGGUGGUGAGGGACCUGCCGCCCGUGCUGGUGGGCGAGGGCUACGCGGUGCCCGUGGUCCAGCGCCACGAACACCACCACCACCACGAGCACCACCACCACCACCACUACCACCACCACGCCCCGUCCUAGCGCGGCCCCAGCCCCACGCCACGAGGACACGGCAGAGCAGGCCCUGCCUCGGCUCCUCUCCUGCUGCCGCGGACGCUGCGUCGAGAUCAACUCAUUUGAUGCCACUGACGUUUCCCGGUUUACAAAGCUAUUUUGUGUAAUCCAUAAAGAUCGUACAUAAGCCUAGAAAAACGCACUUGUAUCUUUCGUCUGUGAUUCCAAAACGAGGCCCCGCAGCAUUGAAGGGACUCUGCUGGACGGCCUUCGAGUCUGUUUCUCAGGGCGCCACGUGCUCUGGGCGCACGGGGCUGGGAGGUGCAGCAUGGCAGCCUCGUGUAAUGUCUUCUUUAUAAAGCCAAAGGCGUGGGUCUGGGGAGCUGCCCCUCAGCGCUGUGUGUGUGGUGGUGAGUUCCACUCCGGGACACGGCCACACGGGACAGACGGGACAGUUCCUGGGAGAGCAUAGAGAGCAGAGGCAGGCGGGCUGGCACGGCUGCGGGCAGCUCUGGUCUCACGUGCCACCAGCAUCUUAAGUGGACACAGACGCAACAGCAGGGCCAGGGGAGGUGGUGGACUCUGCCUAAACCACGCAGACAGCUGGGCAGGAGGCCAGGUUCUCGUCCUCAGAGGACUCACCCAGGCAUCGCAAUACUCGUGGCGCAGCUUCCAUGACACUCAGCUCUGGGGAAGCGUGAUCCCCUCCUGGGGGUUAGGAGAGGGUCCCAGGUCGGCAGGAGGUGCCAGGAUGUGUGGGUAAUGAUGGUGUCGCUGAGUCCAGGAACCUCGGCUGGCAGUGGUCCCACUGAGGCAGGAGGCUGCUGCUCCGUCCGAGAGGAGCCAGUGGGCGUGCUGGCAACCUGUGUGUCUGUGCCAGAGACGUUGCUCUGCCUUCUUGGCUCUGUCUUUAAGGAUAAAGCAAAUUGGUGGUCAACUCGUGCUUGAGCUUUUUCCCCUGAGUCAUAAUAAAAACCUGCAUUUUAUAACAUGUUA
Molecule: messenger RNA, 2727 nt
Organism: Equus caballus (horse)
Lineage: Eukaryota; Metazoa; Chordata; Mammalia; Perissodactyla; Equidae
Source: RefSeq, a predicted model, not a curated record